Hipposideros armiger (great roundleaf bat) is the source of this 4299-nucleotide messenger RNA. RefSeq names its product family with sequence similarity 187 member A (gene FAM187A). The record is from RefSeq and is a predicted model, not a curated record. The transcript has a single exon. Bases 1102 to 2346 code for a protein of 414 amino acids. NCBI's taxonomy places the organism in Eukaryota, Metazoa, Chordata, Mammalia, Chiroptera, Hipposideridae.
AACCGGGGCUCUCUGGCGUCCCAAGCCAGCUCUUAACCAAUGCGCCACUUGGCCGGCCCUGGAGGCAUUUCUUUAUUGUUGUCUUGGGGCUCUGCAGGACUGUAGUAAGAAGCCCAUACCUAAUUCCCUCGUCAACUUGGAAUUUUCAGAGUAAAAGCCAGAAUUCAAUCUUUCCCUUUUCUGCGGCCCCUCAGUGGCUCAAUAUGCUGAACUAUGAAGGUCCACAAGAUGGUCAAGGGCCCAAAAGUUAAAAGAGCUUUGCUUCCGACCCUUAGAGUCUGGCAAGCUCGUGGCCCAUAGCCCUGAGAGAUGGGUGUGUGCCCAACCAAAUACUGGUCACACCAGCUAAAGCCUCCACCCAAAAAAAGAAAAAAGAAAAAUCAUUAAUUUUCCGUGAUAAAUACUGGCCUCCAUAGCUCUUAACAAGACUGUUUAAGCUGAAACUAAUUCUAAAAAAUGUGUAUUUCAUAAUAAUAAUAAAAAAAGACUGUUUAUAACCCAAAACCAAUGAAUUGACAUUUAAUUGACAAAUGAUCGUGGUCAAAUAUUACUUCAUCUGAGGUGCAGUAUUUUUUCCCAGGGGCCGAGUUCCUGUGCAUGCUGGGUCUGGGAAAGCCCCAAGCCAUCACUUUAGGUCUGGCCAAGCCUCCCAGGCUUCUUCAGAUGGCCAGAUGUGCAGGUGGGUGGGUUUCCUUCAACUCGGGGAUUACCGAAAAAGAAGACCUUUCCACCAGGCAGGCAGGCCAGGGCCUGGAGCAGGGAGGCAGAGAUUUCUGUCUGGCCCCUGGGCCCUGCUUCUCAUUCCGGUUUCUCCUGACCCAUUCUUGGGUGAGUGUCAGUGUUCUAGAAAGGAGAGAGAAGGCCAGGUUCUAGAAUGGUUUUCCUUUGAGAUCACAUCUGUCACAUUAGAAGGGCAUCUUGUACAUUAGCUGGGAAUCAAUUGCCUUGCCUUUGGCUGCUUCCCCUGCAGAUGGUUGCUUUUCUUGGCAGCUUGAUCCUGUCCUCAUCUAGAUGCCUCCUCUGGCAGUGAUUCUAGAAGCCCCAUACGCCUUCAGCGCCUUGGUUUUCCCCCACCCGCUCUGACCCUUCCCUCUUGCACGCAUGAACCUCGCCCACACCACCGUGCUCCUGUGGGUGUGGGGGGGUCUCCAGGCCUUUGAAAUUGUGGAGAAGGAGAAUAUUUUUCAGAGGACCCCUUGCCCGGCUUUUCUGAUAUUCGACAAUGCAGCCUACCUGGCCGACAUGAGCUUCGAGCUGCCCUGCCACUGCAAGCCCGAGGAAGUGUCUGCUGUAGUCUGGUACUAUCAAAAGCAUCUCGGUAGCAGCCACACCAAAGUGCUGACGGACUUUGACGGGCGGGUGCUGACCGAGGCAGCCCAGGUACGUGUGGGCAGUGACAUGCUGGUCCGCUUCAGCAUUCGCAUGUUCAGCCUAUUGGUUUUCCGGGCUCAGCCCGAGGACUCAGGCUUGUAUUUCUGUGGCACCCGCAAGGGGGACUACUUCUAUGCCUAUGAUGUGGACAUCCAGAGCAGUGAGGUAAUGGUGGCCACCUUCAAGGACCAGGGCCAGGAACCCUUUGCAGACGACUACUAUGGGAGCCUCCAUGUCUUCACCACCUUCUGGGAGUGGACCCCCUGUGACCGCUGUGGGGUGCGCGGGGAGCAGUGGCGCAUUGGCCUCUGCUACCUGCAGAGCCCAGACCUCUCUCCACGCUACCGCAAAACACUGCCGGACGUGGUGUCCUGCGGUUCACAGGCUGUGCCUAGAAAGCUUCGGGCCAAGGCCAGGGACCACACACCCGAGCUGCUGGUUCAGAGCUGCAUGGUGCCCUGUAGGAAGACGACGAUGACCCGGGAGGGUGUGAUGGCCAUCUUCAACUAUGUAUCCAAAGUGGGCAGCCGGCCCUGGGUGCCCCAGGUGCCCAUUCAGUUCCAUCAGCAGAGGCUGGGCCACGGACUCAUCAUCUCCUGUCCCGGGGCCCGGCCGGAACACGCUGUGGCCUGGGACAAGGACCACCAGUACCUCUACCGCACACAGUACCUGAAGGGCGUCAACAGGUCCAUGAGGGUGUUCAUCGACCACGGCAACCAUCUCCACAUCCGCUUCACCCAGCUGGACGACCGUGGCAUCUACUAUUGCUGGCGGCAGGGGGUGCGGGUUGCCGGGUUCCGACUGGGUGUGACAUCUCGAGGGCGCUACAAGGCCUCAUUCUCAGACCCCGAGACUCGCUCUGCCGUGGAGCUCACCCUGCUAGGGUACCUGCUCAUCACGGCAGUCUUUGCCACCAUUCACCUCUGUCGUUGCUGCUGUUACUUAUUGCGCUGUUGUCCCGACUUCUCCCCCUAGGUGCUUUCUUCCCCAGCUCUGAAGACCAGCUGUGCUCAAAUGUGCUUGUUAAAUGAUACCAGAUGCCUCUGGGUGGGCAUCCUGGACUGGGACAUGUGGCAAGGGGGUACGGACAAAUGUGUUAGUUACAACCUGCUCCCCGUUUUCAUGGGCACAUCCGGAACCUGAUCUGGGAAGUGGGGAAGCCUGAGGCAGGUGGGGGGAGGUGGGGGACUGAGGCCAGAAUGGAGGUAGCCCAGGUCCGCAUGUCCUCUGACUUCACAAUCAGAUCAGAGAAGGAAGAUGGGAGCCUGAUAUUUAUCAAAUGGCCUAAUUGGUGUUGAACAGUGUUUGAGGUGUGGUUUAUGUUCUUGCCUUCGAGGAUUGCCAAGUGCGUGCUGGUUGAAUUGGGGGUAGCAGGGAAAGGAAGGAAGAAAAAAAUGGGGCGGGGCUCACAUAUGUCCUCUCCGCCUUCCUCCCCAGCCCAGUCCUGGGACUGGCGGCCAGCAGAAAUAGCGGGUUUGGGAACAAAGAUAAAGAGCAGAACAGGGGAAAUGGGUGAAGAAAAUAGAGGUCAAAUUCAGGGCUUUCCUGAGAGACUGCUCCCAGGCUGGGGGCUGGGCAUUAGAAGAGGGGCUGGAGCAAAGCUGGGGUGGGGUGGGGGGACCAGGGCGGCUGUGGCAGAGCAGGGUUGGAGGUGGGAUUGGUCAUGUGGCUGCUCCUGUGGUGGUUUGGGCUCCCGAGAUGAUCAGUGAUAUCAGCAAGUUGGGUCUUGUCCAAGGCUACUUGCUGCCCCCUUCCCCGAGCCCCAGCCUCCCCUGAAGAGAUCAGAGCCCACUCUGGGGGAAGCCACAGCAGUUGGCUUUAUUUACCUCAGUGACUACAGGUGGCAAUGAUGCCCUGAAGGUUAGCAGCAGUGGGUGGCAGGAGGAAGUCGGGGAAAGGGCACCAAGUCUUGGAAAGCCUCCCUCCCUUUGGCCUUAAAGGGGCGAGGGGGACCCUGGAGUGGGUCCUCUCAGUUCCAUUUCUGGGCACAGAUAAUCCUGUGCCCCCCACAGUCUUCCCAUAGAAAGCAAAGCAGAUGCCCUGGGUGAAAGUGUCUGUCCCCAGCUGCCUUGCCUCCAGGCCUGAGGAACACAAACCAAGGUCUUCUCUCUGCUCAUGCCUCAAUUUCCCGAAUUAUAAAAUAGGGUACUACCUAAAAUACUGGGGUACAUUUUGUAUUUGAGUAGAAGGGGCCCUUGGCUUAGGGAAAAGCAGCAGGUCACUGUGGGGUGGAAAGGGUCAGCUAUUUUGCGGUGGCUUCACCCAGCAGUAUUUGCUGGAGUUGAGAGGCAGCAGCUGCAUGGGCUUGGAGGCCUAAGGCGACAGGAAUUAUGCAGCAAAGAAGGAACCUUUAGAACUGGGGCAAAGUGUGCCCUACCCCUGUGGACUGUAGCCCCUUUCUCUCCUGUUUCAGUAUCUUCAAAGGAUGAGUCACUUCCUUGAUUCCCGCGACCCAGAGGCCAAGUGUACCUGGUCACCCACACCCCCAGCCCUGAUACGUAGCAUCAUCCCACUGCCUCCUCCACAAUCGCUAUCUGCCCCCCACCAGCCUAUAUGGGGGGGAGGUCCUCCUGGGCUUGACCUCUCUGUACUGACACCUAGGGGCCAGGCAGCCCCCUCUACUCCCUCCCAGCACCAUUUCCCUCUCCACUUACACUAAGAUCCCCUAAGUGCUGGGAAUCGAGCCCCCACUUGCCCACAGCAUGUCCACAUGGCAGCUCAGUGGGCCUAAGACAUUGAGCCAUCACUCAUAAGGCCCCUCUGGAAUCUGGGCAGGCCAGGAUUUCUGUCCGCUGACAAUCCUGUCCGGUGGCAGGAUACCCCCGCCUACUCUCCGGCUGGCCAGGGUCCAUCUAGAACAGCGGUUCUCAACCUGUGGGUCGCGACCCCUUUGGGGGUCGAAUGACCCUUUCACAGGGGUCGCCGGGU